AUGACUAUAGGGCAAUUUCACAAUGAUCAGAAGUUUGCACUCUUGACUCAGAUAUGGCCAGGAAUGCUGCGCGCGGAUUUUGACACAUACGGCCACCUUUACGAAAAAUACUAUCUGUAUCUUGACGAUCAGUUCUCAUCGGUCCAACAGAAACCAACUUUAUACACUGCACGUACUGUUGGAGAUCUCGGCGAUUUGAUUCAUCGUAUUCAAGGGCCAAAUAAUAUGGCAAAGGCCGAUAUUACAGCCCAUCAAUCCCAGGCAUCAUAUAACACCAUCGACAUAGCCGUUCGCAUGUGGUUGACGAUUCAUGUUCAACACUCAAACACCCAUUCGCCUGAAUGCUUUCACUGGCCUGAAAACGAGAUUCUAUCAGACGCCCUCGAUGAAUGGCUAAAUCAGAAUAUUUUAUCGAAGCGACAUCUAGUUGACGGUAAUUUCCGCCAGAUUCCCCAGGACUUCUCGAUUCCCAAUCUGAUUCGAUAUUAUGAGAUGAAGUUGAUCUGGACUAGCGAUUUACUACAGCAUUUAAAGGUUGACUGGGAACACAACCAGAUAAAGGUUUACGAGCAUGGAAUAUGUUUACGAAACCAUAUGCAAAAUCCUGGCUUGUGUCCUUUCCCGGAGGAAUUUGUCAGAGAAGCAGUUGACACACUAGUACUGCUAUUCCCCAGAGGCAAGGAUACAGACGACCUCUUAUCAAAAGAGAAAAGGUCGAUCUUAGACGUUCCGUAUGGUCGUUCAAGAUCAUUGGCCUUUUCGAAUUACCACUACUGGAGGCUGAAUCUUUCUGAACUGGUCACUUACUGGGAAAAGGGCCCCAAGGGGAUAUCCCAGGUAAGGCUCAAGCCAGACCAUGGAAAUUUGAUGGAAUACAUUACCUUUUGGGUAGCUACACUUGUUCUCUUUCUGACGAUUCUGAGUAUUGCGUUUGGAGUGGCUAGUCUGGUGUUUGCAAAGAAAGCGUUGGAUGUGAGCAUUCGGUCGCUCGACGUGAGUGUUCAGUCGUACAAUCUGGCGCUAGCUAUAGCUUGUGCAGAAAAGAAUGCGACAGAGACUCUGCCUGGUUUCUGUAAGUAG
Messenger RNA from Fusarium venenatum, 1080 nucleotides. RefSeq lists its product as uncharacterized. Lineage: Eukaryota; Fungi; Ascomycota; Sordariomycetes; Hypocreales; Nectriaceae. The record is from RefSeq and is a predicted model, not a curated record.